CAAAAACAAAAUAGCCAACAAUGGGAGUUUACACAUUUGUCUGCCGACAAUCAGAUGGCGAUUGGUCAGCCAAGCAGCUCUCUGGUGACUUUUAGGCCUCUGCUGUUGUGCCCUUCGAGCUCCAGAGGAAGCUCAUCAAUCUCACUGCCUCCUCUGACUCCUCCGUUGGCGUUCAGUCCUCUUUUUCUUACAUUAUCCCUUCUUUUGUAAUUUUUUAAGUGAUCAUCGGUGGUGGUGGUGGUGGUGGUGGUGGUGGAGCAGCUCCACCAGGAGGCUCAGCAGCUGUAGUUGAAGCACCUGCUACUGAGGAAAACAAGAAAGAAGAGCCAGCUGAGGAGAGUGAUGAUGAUAUUGGAUUCUCUCUCUUUGAUUAGAGUGUAUAAUUUAUGCCAAUUCAUUACUCUCAUCUUGUUCUUCUUUUGAGUUUGGUCUUCAGUUCUUUUUGUUUUUUGUUUUGUUUUACUUUAUUUUGCUGGACUUGGUGAAUAAAAUUAGACUUAGAUUUUAGAUUAGAAAAAGUUCAUAUUAUUAUAUAUUAUAAAAAAAUGGAAAAAAAACAAAAAUCUUCAUUGCAUAUGUAUAAAAAUAACAAUCCCCAUCCACAUGAUCUCACCCCUCUCCUUUCAAACCCCAAACCCUCACCAUCACUUCUCAGCGGCCAUGAUUCCGACCACUACCAUCACCGCAUUCUCACCAUUUGAGGGUUUUUCUUUUUUCCUUUUGUGUGUUUUUAAAAUUUUUGAUAAUUUUUUAUAAAGAACAAAAUCAACGUGGAACAUUGUUGGCAUGCUUACUCGCACAACCGGCUGCCACAUAAGCUGUUGGGUACCAUCGGAUCGGAUGAGACAUAAAUAAUAAAAGUGGUACCAAAAUAAUAAGUCGAAGAUUUGGUACCAAUUGUAAGUAAGUGGUAAGAAUUGGUACUAAGGAGUCAAUUUACCCUUUCAUGCACGCACAAGAAAUUCUUGAAUUCUGAUCUCACCCUCAAGUCUCAACUCGAAGAUAAACGAUCAUGGCCUCGCUUCCGUACGCCGAUGUUGACUUCACCAUUCGAGCAAUGGCCGGCAGAGCCGAGGGGUUUGGUCGGUUGGCCAUUGGUGGGUUACAUGGUCCGGUUUAUUCUGUCACCACUCUGGCUGAUGAUGGCCCUGGAUCACUCCGUGAUGGUUGCAGGAGAAGAGAACCACUAUGGAUUGUUUUUGAGGUUUCAGGUACUAUUCAUCUUAACUCAUACUUGAGUGUAUCGUCUUAUAAGACAAUAGAUGGUAGAGGCCAAAGAAUAAAGUUCACUGGCAAGGGCUUAAGACUAAAAGAAUGUGAGCAUAUUAUCAUCUGCAAUCUUGAGUUUGAAAGUGGAAGAGGACAUGAUGUUGAUGGCAUUCAGAUAAAACCAAAUUCUAAGCACAUUUGGAUAGAUCGCUGCAGCCUCCGUGACUAUGAUGAUGGACUUAUUGAUAUCACAAGACAAAGCACCGAUAUUACUGUUUCUAGAUGUUUCUUCACUCAGCAUGAUAAGACAAUGCUUAUUGGAGCAGACCCCUCUCAUGUUGGCGACAGAUGCAUCCGGGUGACCAUUCAUCAUUGUUUCUUUGAUGGAACGCGGCAAAGGCAUCCCCGUCUUAGAUUUGGAAAAGUUCAUCUGUACAAUAAUUACACAAGAAAUUGGGGAAUCUAUGCUGUUUGUGCAAGUGUUGAAUCCCAGAUUUAUUCUCAAUGCAAUAUAUAUGAAGCAGGAGAGAAGAAAAAAACCUUUGAAUAUUAUACAGAGAAGGCAGCAGACAAGGAAGAGACCAAGUCUGGCUUAGUAAGAUCUGAAGGAGAUGCAUUCCUUAAUGGAGCUCAACCAUGCUUCUUAACUGGCAAUGGUGAAGAAUGCGUGUUCCACCCAAGUGAAUAUUAUCAAACAUGGACAAUGGAAGCUCCCUCAGAUUCCUUGAAAGAAGUUAUCUGAAUCUGCGCAGGUUGGCAAGCAAUUCCUAGACCAGAAGAUACGAUGGUUUAACUUCAGUCCUGUACACUACAUUUGAACCUUGGCAAUAAGGAAGAGAAAUUGGGAUUGCAAAAUCGUGAUAAAUGUCUUUUGGCAGCACCAUUUGACUGCCCAUUCUUGCCUUAUCAAGCUAACAGCAACAUUGCUUAUAAAGCUUCUUUUGGUUCAUGGAGCAAGUAAGUAUUUAUAAGCCAUUCCAUAGCUAAUCAGGAAUGUAUGAAAAUUUUUGAGAACUGAUAUUUUCUUUGAGUUUGUACAGCACAAAUUUAUAAAAUAAGCAAAAGUUUUUUAUGCAAA
This is a messenger RNA of Ricinus communis (castor bean), 2287 nucleotides long. Its product is annotated as probable pectate lyase 4. Gene Ontology annotation, molecular function: pectate lyase activity. The transcript has 5 exons. The record is from RefSeq and is a predicted model, not a curated record. Lineage: Eukaryota; Viridiplantae; Streptophyta; Magnoliopsida; Malpighiales; Euphorbiaceae. The coding region runs from base 1013 to 1951 and encodes 312 amino acids.